Messenger RNA from Ooceraea biroi (clonal raider ant), 1414 nucleotides. Its product is annotated as protein ANTAGONIST OF LIKE HETEROCHROMATIN PROTEIN 1. The record is from RefSeq and is a predicted model, not a curated record. Lineage: Eukaryota; Metazoa; Arthropoda; Insecta; Hymenoptera; Formicidae.
GUUUUGGGAAAGGUAGUAAAGUUGGCAGUACUGAAAUUCCCAACGCUGCGUUCGGUAUCUCCAGCUGGGAGUUUCUGGGAGACGGUGCGCAGUGCAAAACAUGGAAGGAAAGUAAAGAAAAUCAGGUCCUCUUUUUGCGUCUGUGCUGUAACACCAGGAAUUUAUUAUGGAAGAAUAUAUUUUAAUAGAAAACAUGUUUGAAUCGAGUACUUCCUCUUCUUCUAGUGAGAGCGAUGACAAUAAUGAUGCCUUACAGAAUAUAUUAAAUUAUAAUAGAGAUGAAAGGAGAGAAGUGCCAAAGAUAAGAAAUUAUCUAGAAUAUGUUGUGGCUAGAUACACAAAUGUUGAAUUUAAAUCACAUUUCAGAAUGGAGCGUAAUACCUUCCAGUUUUUAUUACAUUUGAUUGGACCAAACUUGGAUAACCCUCCAUUUUAUGGGAGAAAACAAAUUGAUGCCACAAAACAGUUACUAAUAGGCAUUUAUGUUUUAGCAACAUCAGACUCUUAUCGCUCCAUAAGUGAGAGAUUUGGUGUUGCAAGAUCAACUGCAUGGUAUUCUGUAAAAAGAGUAGUUAGAGCAAUAUACAGGAUUCGAAAUGAAUUCAUCAGAUGGCCUACGCACGGAGAAGCUGCAACAUGGACAAAUUUGCAGAGGUUAUAUGGAUUUCCUAAAGUUUUGGGUAUUAUUGAUGGGACACACAUAAACAUUGUUCGACCAAAGCAAGAUGCUAAUAGUUACAUCAAUAGGAAAGGCAGAUUUUCUGUGCAGUUACAAGUUAUCUGUAAAGAUAAUUUGUCUUUUAUUAAUGUUUUUGCUAGAAUGCCAGGAUGUGUCCAUGACAUGUGAGUGUUUCUUUAUUCCGGAGUGCAACGGUAUUGUACUCCAGUAUAUUUCCCCGAGGACAGUCAUCUGUUAGGUGAUGCAGCGUACACUAUACAAAAAAAUGUCAUAGUGCCAUUCUAUGAUAAUGGCCACUUAACUAGAUAACAGAGGGAUUUCAAUCAUCACUUAUCAUCCGCCCGAAUGAUUGUAGAAAGAGCAAUUGGAUUAUUGAAAGGACGAUGGCGUUAUUUAUUAGAAAAGUUGCUUAUGACAAGAACAGACUUAGUUCCAUAUUAUAUAGUUAGUUGUUGUGUACUACAUAAUAUUUGUUUACUAAGUAAUGAUGCCAUCGAAAUCCCUGUCGUUGUGCCUAAUGUGCUACAUGAUAUGGAACCGCUAGUAGUUAACGAAGAAUUAAAAGAGGAAGGAAUUAUUAAACGAAACAGAUUGAUGGAAAUGAUAAGGAUUUAAGGUAAAAUGUAUCAAUUAAUGGAUGUGACCCAGUUAUUGGAUAGAAUGGCGUAAAUGUUUAAUAUUAAGCUUCUACUUGUAUUUAUAACUAAAUAAAUUUAUUAUAAUCUUGGUUUAUUA